GUCAUUUCCACAGACAUCUCUCUCUUUCUUCCUCCCUCUCUCUGAAACAGCAGCAGCUUCAGCUCACUCGCUGAGGAGAAGCUCACACGUAAGGUCUGCUCUUCACACUCACACUCACAACUCGCCUUUACACUGAGAAACACCAACACAGUGCAAGUGCUGGCAGGUUGAGCUUUUUUGUUGCCAUGGAGGGUAACCACAGUGGCUCGGCUGGAAGCACGCAUUCGCCUGCGUCGGGAGAACAGACAGAUGGACACGUUUACGAGGUCGCGGUACAGAACACCUCCACCAACCGCACCUCCCAGUUUGCAGAUGUGGCCCUGCUGCAGACCUUCAAGCCCCUCAUCAUCCCCUGUUACGUGCUCGUGGUGGUGGUGGGCGUCUUCGGGAAUUACCUGCUCCUCUACGUCAUCUGCCGAACCCGCAAGAUGCACAAUGUCACCAACCUCUUCAUCGGAAACCUGGCCUUCUCUGACAUGCUCAUGUGUGUCACCUGCGUCCCUUUCACCCUCGCCUACGCCUUCAACCCACACGGUUGGGUGUUUGGCCGCCCGAUGUGCUAUCUGGUGUUCCUCAUCCAGCCGGUCACAGUCUACGUUUCAGUCUUCACCCUCACUGCUAUCGCUGUGGACAGAUAUUAUGCGACCGUUCAUCCCCUGAAGAAGCGUACCUCUGUGGCCACCUGUGCCUCCGUCCUCACCGGCAUCUGGCUGCUGUCCUGCGGGCUGGUGGCUCCGGCGGUCACCCACACCUACCACGUAGAGUUCAAAGAGGAAGGCUUCACCAUCUGCGAGGAGUUCUGGUUGGGUCAAGAGAAAGAAAGACGUGCUUAUGCAUACAGCACCCUGCUGGUCACAUACGUCCUACCGUUGUCGGCUGUCUUUGUCUCUUACCUCUGUAUCACUGUCAAACUGAGGAAGUGCGUGGCACCGGGCCACAGGACACAAGGCCAGGCGGGCGCUCAACAAGCUCGCAAGAGGAAGAUCUUUCGCCUGGUUGCACUCUUGGUGUCCGCCUUUGCGGUGUGCUGGCUUCCUAUUCAUGUAUUCAACGUGCUGCGAGACAUAGACAUUCACCUCAUUAACAAGCGCUACUUUUUACUCAUCCAACUGCUGUGCCACCUGUGUGCCAUGAGCUCGUCCUGCUGUAACCCCUUCCUCUACGCGUGGCUGCACGACCGCUUCCGCACCGAGUUACGGAAGAUGUUCAAGUGCCGCCAUCGCAUUGGAGUGCCUGCUAAUCACUGUGCUGCCAGUGUGGUCUUGUAAUGAAGAGAAUCCUUUGACAUUAUUUCAGUGUAAGUUGCUUAUUCAUCUUGAGUUAAAGUGGAAACGUUGGUGUGUUGAACUAAUGGAGGUCAUCCUCUGGCCAGUAGUAAAAUCCACUAUUUAAUUGGCCAGGAUCUAUUGAGGAGAGGUCAAUCUGUUGGGCAGCAUGAAGGUGUUCAGUCAAUUCAAAGGUAAUCUCCCCAUUAGACUUUGAGAUAUGAAAUUAAAAAGUAGAACAGGGGCCAAUUGGUGUUCAUCCUCCCUGUGGACCAUGAAUAUUCAUUAAUUUGAUUGCAAUCCAGCCAUUAGAUAUAUCUUGUGUGAAGGAUCCAAAGGGGAAAAGGUUUAUCCACUUAGCAAUCUGCCAAUUUCAUGAAUAUAUAAAUGAAUAUAAGAGAACAUGUUGUCACUAGAUAGAAGGUCAGUGGGUCACCUGUAACAUUAUGAGUUAUCCUUUGGGGACUAUAAAUAUCAGCAACAGAUUUCAUGAAAACCAGGCCAUUAUUUUGUAGACAGCCUGGCUGAAAGAUAAAUGUUUACUACAAAUUUACUACUCUUUGUUUAUAAAUUAUGUCAAUGAAAACUGAGAAAGCUGUGAGAAAAAAAACUGUGGCGACAUGCAUGCUUGCGUAUCUGGAAUACUUAAAGGUGCUAAAUGUGAAAUUAAGAGCAUUUUUAUUGCCUCUGCCCGGCUCUCAACAUGUCGACGGCUGAGCUGGCGGCUCAAAGACAAACACCAGCAACAGGGCAGACAGAGCU
Sebastes umbrosus (honeycomb rockfish) is the source of this 2027-nucleotide messenger RNA. It is a transcript of the gene prlhr2b, whose product is annotated as prolactin releasing hormone receptor 2b. The transcript has 3 exons. Gene Ontology annotation, molecular function: neuropeptide binding; neuropeptide Y receptor activity. Gene Ontology annotation, biological process: G protein-coupled receptor signaling pathway. The record is from RefSeq and is a predicted model, not a curated record. The coding region runs from base 186 to 1268 and encodes 360 amino acids. Lineage: Eukaryota; Metazoa; Chordata; Actinopteri; Perciformes; Sebastidae. Gene Ontology annotation, cellular component: plasma membrane; neuron projection.